Molecule: messenger RNA, 744 nt
Organism: Nipponia nippon (crested ibis)
Lineage: Eukaryota; Metazoa; Chordata; Aves; Pelecaniformes; Threskiornithidae
Source: RefSeq, a predicted model, not a curated record
AUGCCGCUCGGCCCCUUCGCAAGGCGUCUUUCCCCCCCGCCGCCAAAAAUCACCGUUGACGGUAUUUUCCAGUCCACGAAGAAACUGUUCCUGAGCGAGCGAGCGGGUCGGGGUCGGACGCUGGAAUUCAUCCGGAAAAACGCCGCUAACGGGCUCUCCGUGGCCAAUCUGGUGGCGGGGCUCUCCUCCGUCCUCUGCAGCCUCAAUAGGUGCCGCCUCUGGUGCUGGCUGCUGCUGGUGGGGUUUCGGCUCGAUCUGGCCGACGGAGCCGUCGCCCGACAGCUCGACGCCUGCUCGGCGCUGGGUGCCAAACUGGAUGAUUUCGCCGACUUCACCACCUUCGGGCUGGCCACGGCUCUGCUGCUGCAGCCGCAGGGCGUCCUGGGUGGGCUGCUGGCCAUCGCCUACGUGAUGGCCGUGUUCGCUCGCCUGUGCUUCUUCUCCAGUGGGAUCCCCUUCACCUACCGGGGGCUGCCCUGUCCCUACGCCUCCUCGCUGCUGGCGGGGGGAGGUGACGUCACCCUGCUGCGCGUCACCGCCACCGUCAUGAUCCUCUUCAUGGUCGAUCGGGGUUUCUACCCCCACGACAAGGUGCUGGAGUCCCAGCUCUGGAAGAAACUGGUUUACGCCGGAGGGGUGGCGGCCGUCGCCUUCUCGCCGGCGGUGGUGGCUUCCGUCUAUUGCCUCGCCUGGUCGACGUCCUACAUCGUCUUCCCCUUCGCCAUCUGGAGCUGCAAAGCCUAA